AUGGCCGCUGCUGGGCGGGAACGUCGCGCAGAGCGGCUGAAUGAGCGCCUCCGAGGCGCGCAGCGCACUAAUGUUGGAGACGACUCGUUCAACCUCAACAUCGACGGCCUGGAUCAGCCGCCGGCCAAGCCCUCGAGCUCUCCGAGCCGCACGCCGAACGUCUCUGCUAGGAAACGGAAACGCAACGAUGAGCAGAAGCACGAGGCCUCACAAGAUAGGCGAGCUACACGAUCAGCGACUAAAGCGCCCCCGGACUCGGCCGGCGCAUCCAAAGAAUCAUCAGGGCCUCCGACCGCAAGGAGCCGACAGUCGGACAGAACAAAUGGCUCAUCGAGCCGAGCAACAAGAAGCUCAAGCAGGCCUGGCCUAGUCCCCGCCACCCAGACGGACCUUGGCGCAGACGAGUUGGAGGCGGUGGCGCCCCUGCCUGCAAGCAUGCAAUCUCCAGAGCGCUCACGCCUGUCCGGCGCCAUGAUUGAGGAGGUCGAGGAAAGCCCGGCGCACGCCCCCGGGAGCGGACGGAGGCGGAACCUGCAGCUGAGCGCAAGUGCAAGCUCUACCGCGAGGCGACUACAGUAUGCCGUGAGCACGGACGAUGCGGCCCCCCCGUCGUCGUCUCCCCUGGUGCGAAAGGCCAGAAUGAGCGACGCGGCGGCUUCCAUGCGAUCGCGGGGAUCUGCUGGCGCUGUGUCUCGGCGGCCCAUGAGCGGAGAAGAGGAUGAGCUGCUGUCGGACGACAGGCCGAGGGACGCGACAGUCGAAGAAGAGCUGCCAGACCCUCUGCCUAUCGACGAAGACGAGCCCGAGACGCAGGGACAGCCAGAAGAGGCAGAGGCUUCGGCGGAAGAAGCGGAGGAGAUUGACGCGACCGAAGCCGCCAAAGCGCUGGGAAGAAAGCGGCCACGACGGAGCAUACGCACCAGCUCACCGGAGCUUGGAUCAGGGGCCGUGGGGGCAGAACAGGGGGAGCCAGAGCCGGAGCCGGAAUCGGAGCCGAAGACGAGGCAAAAGCACUCCAAGUCGAGAUCCAAGCAAAAGCUCAAGCCCAGGCCCAAGCCCAAGCCGCACAAAGACCCGUCGCCGGAAAAGAAGCAGCGCAAGCGAAACCCGGCACCCAGCAAGACGGUAGCAACGAAGCGUCGAGAGAGCGGCGGCAAUGACGAUGACGACGACGACGCCAUCGAAAUCACCGUCCAACGGUUCGUCAACAACAAGAAGCAAGCGGGAGGAGACGGUGACGACGACGGUCUAGACCCCCUACAGUCCGAGAUUCCGUUUGCCAACCGCAUCGGUGAGAGCGUCGUCGACGUGCUUGCGCAGGUGUGCGACGAGGUCAUGGCCGCCACGCUGGCGCAGUUUCGGCAGCUCGCCGACGAGGCGGACAGCGCCGCCAAGAAGAAGGAGUGCCGCGUCAAGAUGCGGGCGAUUGAGGCGUACAGGGAGGAGCUGGGUUCGAGGCUGCUCCAGCACGCGAUACAUCUGAAUCACUGGCACUCGCUGCGCAAGCAGGUCCAGCACGCGCAAAAGGAGAAGCUGGCGCUGCGGGGAGAGAUUCUGCGCCUCAAGGGGGAGAGGGAGCAGGUGGCGCUGCGAAUGGACGCGGUGCGCACCAAGCACGAGGCCGACAGCAAGGAGUCGACGCGUCGCAUCAACACAUCGACCCUCAUGCACGACAUUGACGUCGCCGUCGAGCAGGGCCGGGAGGCACCCGAGCUGUCCCGCGACGCGCAGAAGCAGGUCGACCUGGGCAACCUCGAGCUGAUGCUGGCCCGGGUGGCGGACGAGGCCAGCUCCGGGAGCUCGACGGGCGGGAUGCUGCGCCAAGUUACAGAGUUUAACGCCUUCCUGGAGCGAGCCGCGUUGGCCCUCGAAUCAAGAUGA
Molecule: messenger RNA, 1881 nt
Organism: Hirsutella rhossiliensis
Lineage: Eukaryota; Fungi; Ascomycota; Sordariomycetes; Hypocreales; Ophiocordycipitaceae
Product: triadin
Exons: 6
Coding region: 1-1881 (626 amino acids)
Source: RefSeq, a predicted model, not a curated record